GUUUGAUAACCUUCAGCCUUCUUUCAUCCCUCUUUUUUUUUAUAUAUUUCCCUAUUUUUUUCUCCCCAUUCCUACCUCCAUCAAUCACCUCUUCCAUCUGCCAUCUUUUCGCCAACGACUUUCGAGUCAUCUACGAAGAUGGCAGACAUCAAGAUCGAUGGAAAGCUCUUCCAGGAGCGCAUUAAUCAUUUCAUUAAUGCCUGGAAGGCUGAUAAACGCGCCGGUGACGCUGUUUUCGGCGGUGUAUCUUCCAUCCUCAUCAUGAUGGGUAAAGUCGAGGAGAAUCCCGAAUUCCAGAAGAACAAUGCUAUGCACUUCUGGUUGCUAGGCUACGAGUUCCCGACCACGCUGAUGCUUUUUACUACCGACACUCUCUACAUACUUACGACGGCUAAAAAAGCGAAACACCUAGAACAAUUGAAGGGCGGCCGAUUCCCGAUUGAAGUUUUGGUUAGAGGCAAGGAUGCGGCUGCGAAUGAGAAGCAGUUCUUCAAAAUUGCCGAAACGAUCACCAACGCAGGAAAAAAAGUCGGCGUUCUUACCAAGGACAGAUCAAAUGGCCCUUUUGUCGACGAAUGGAAGAAGGUCUUUACCGAGAAGUGCAAGGAUCUUGAAGAGGUCGAUAUUUCCGUUGCCUUAUCCACUGCCGCCUUCGCCGUCAAAGAUGAGACAGAAUUGCGUUCUAUGCGAGCGGCGUCGAAAGCAUGUGUCGCACUGAUGACACCAUUCUUUCUGGACCAGAUGUCGGACAUCUUGGACCAAGAGAAAAAAGUGAAGCACAGUGCGCUUGCCGACAAGGUGGACCGAAAGCUUGACGAUGAGAAGUGGUGGAAGACGGUCGAAUUGCCUAACAAACAGAGAUUACCUUCGGAUUUCGACCCCUCCUCGUUGGAUUGGUACUUAGGACCGGCAGUCCAGAGUGGUGGUACAUAUGACUUGAAGCUCCAGGCAGAGCCAACCGGCGACAAUCUCCAUCCCGGCGUUAUUAUCGCUGGCAUGGGUCUCCGAUACAAGACGUACUGCUCUUCCAUUGCGCGAACCUACCUAGUCGACCCAAAUAAGACGCAAGAAAGUACCUACAAAUUUCUCUACUCGGUACACAACCUAGUCUUGAAAGAGAUCAAGGAUGGCGCUGUUGCCAAAGACGUUUAUAGCAAGGCUUUGAGCUAUAUCCGAUCCAGGAAGCCUGACUUAGAAAAGCAUUUCCUCAAGAACGUCGGAGCAGGUAUUGGCAUCGAGAGUAAAGAUCCUACCCUGGUGCUCAAUGCCAAGAACGGACGAACCUUGAAGGACGGAAUGACCUUAUGCAUAACGACUGGUUUUACUGACGUUGAGAACCCUUCCCCGAAGGAUAAGCUCAGCAAGACCUAUUCCUUGGUCCUUACUGAUACCAUCCGUGUCACCAAUAGCGAUCCUGUUGUAUUUACUGGGGACGCUCCUACCGAUCUCGACGCAACCUCUUUCUUCUUCAAGGACGACGAGGAAAUGCAACCCACCCCCAAGAAAGAGAAGAAGGACUCUCGUGUGGGUGCAGUGGCUACUAAGAACAUCACGAGUACCCGCCUACGAUCUGAGCGAACCACCCAGGUAGAUGAGGAUCAAGAGAAACGGCGCCGUGAGCACCAGAAAGAGCUUUCUCUUAAGAAACAGAAAGAGGGAUUGGCUAGAUUUGCCGAGUCGACAAGCGGCCAAGACGGGGCGGAGGUGAAGAAGUUCAAGAAAUUCGAGUCGUACAAGAGAGACAAUCAGAUGCCACUGAAAGUCAAGAAUCUUGAGAUUUUGGUCGACCAAAAGAACCACACCCUCGUACUACCAGUCAUGGGGAGACCGGUCCCUUUCCACAUCCACACUAUAAAAAAUGUUAGCAAGAACGAUGAAGGGGACUGGUCUUAUUUGCGUAUAAACUUCCUUUCUCCGGGUCAGGGAGUCGGCAGAAAGGAUGAUCAGCCAUUUGAGGACGCCUCAGCACAGUUCGUUAGGAGCCUGACGUUCCGUUCUCGCGAUGGUGAUCGUUACGAAGAGAUUACAGCGCAGAUUUCUGCCAUGAAGAAAGAGGCUACUAAGAAAGAACAAGAGAAGAAGGACAUGGAGGAUGUUGUCGAACAGGAUAAGCUCAUUGAGAUUAGAAAUCGACGACCCCCUGUUAUGGACAACGUGUUCAUACGCCCUGCGAUGGAAGGAAAGCGAGUUCCUGGCAAGGUUGAGAUCCAUCAGAAUGGUAUCCGAUACCAGUCACCUCUCAACCCGCAGCAGAGAGUCGAUGUGCUCUUCUCCAACAUCCGUCAUUUGUUCUUCCAGCCUUGUGCUCAUGAGCUUAUCGUGAUUAUCCAUCUGCAUCUCAAAGAUCCCAUUAUCAUCGGCAACAAGAAAAAGACAAAAGAUGUGCAAUUCUACCGAGAAGCAACAGAUAUUCAGUUCGAUGAAACCGGUAAUCGAAAACGGAAAUAUCGACACGGCGACGAGGAUGAGUUCGAGCAAGAACAAGAAGACCGUCGACACAGGGCUGAGCUGGAUCGCCAAUUCAAGAGCUUUGCUGACAAGAUUGCAGAGGCUGGCAAGAACGAGGGUGUCGAAGUGGAUAUGCCGCUCAGAGAGCUUGGCUUCAACGGCGUUCCAUUCCGAAGCAAUGUUGUGAUCCAACCGACCACAGAUUGUCUUAUUCAGAUCACAGAGCCGCCCUUCCUAGUCAUCACGCUAGAGGAUAUCGAAAUUGCUCAUCUAGAGCGUGUUCAGUUCGGACUGAAGAAUUUCGAUUUGGUGUUUGUGUUCAAGGACUUCACUAGGCCCCCAGUUCACAUCAAUACGAUUCCCGUUGAGUCGUUGGAAGAGGUAAAAGAAUGGCUUGACAGCAGCGACAUCGCGUUUAGUGAAGGUCCUUUGAAUCUGAACUGGCCUACGAUCAUGAAGACUGUCACAGCCGACACCCAUCAAUUCUUUGUCGAUGGCGGAUGGUCAUUCCUACAGAAUGAAAGCGACGACGAAGAUGACCAAGAAGAAGAAGAGGAGUCGAAUUUUGAGAUUGACGAAUCUGAGCUCGAGGAAGCUAGUGAGUCUAGUGAGGAUGAUUCGGAAUACGAUAGCAAUGCAUCCGAUGACGCUAGCGAGGAAGGCUCGGAAGAAGAGGAGGACGAGGAAGGCGAGGAUUGGGAUGAAUUGGAGAAGAAAGCGAAGCGAAAGGACCGAGAGAGCGGCCUUGACGAGGAAGACCGAAGUCGUAAUAAGAAGCGACGUCACUAGAACCUUCGCCUAAAAUAUGCAGAUCCUUCUAACUACCUAGCCUAGGGAUGCGUAUUCGAGGAUCGGGAAACAAGUUCUGAAGGUGCGGUUCCUCAGGGCGAUAGGGACCAUCUGGAGUUGAGGUUGUACGGAAUGCUUAUUAUUUAGCUAGUUCUUGCGUUGAGCCACUGGUCAGAUGGUUUGCGAGUUUUGAUUCCACCGCUUAAAAACAGGGCGAUGGUAAGAUGAGAUGGAGGCGAAAUUGCGUCUGCUUUCCGUUAAUUCUCGGUGGUUUUGCUCUACGAAGAGCACAUGUACUGUAAUGCAAAAUUGACCCUCAUAGGGUAUCUACCUAUUAUUGACUUAAUUCAUAUGAAGUACCCAGCCCAUG
Messenger RNA from Daldinia caldariorum, 3607 nucleotides. RefSeq names its product SPT16-domain-containing protein. Gene Ontology annotation, biological process: positive regulation of transcription elongation by RNA polymerase II; transcription elongation by RNA polymerase II. Gene Ontology annotation, cellular component: FACT complex. The record is from RefSeq and is a predicted model, not a curated record. Lineage: Eukaryota; Fungi; Ascomycota; Sordariomycetes; Xylariales; Hypoxylaceae. Gene Ontology annotation, molecular function: nucleosome binding. Bases 139 to 3237 code for a protein of 1032 amino acids. The transcript has 5 exons.